Molecule: messenger RNA, 1215 nt
Organism: Aspergillus melleus
Lineage: Eukaryota; Fungi; Ascomycota; Eurotiomycetes; Eurotiales; Aspergillaceae
Product: phosphotransferase family protein
Exons: 2
Coding region: 1-1215 (404 amino acids)
Source: RefSeq, a predicted model, not a curated record
AUGCUCGACGAGGUAUGCCGUCGAGACAAGAAUUUUGCUGGCUAUCGCUGGUCUUAUUUUUCUUCGCUUGGCGAUGGUCCUCUGCGAUCACGGGCCGAGAGGUUCUUGGAAUCGAUUGACUGGGCUGCACUCGUACGAUUUGUUUUGGCGGGUAGAGAUGGGUUGGAAUGCCGUUUAUUACCGCACAUCGGCCUAGGACAGAACCACAUGGUUCGGGUCGUGGAGUUCGCCGACCAGGUCCGAUGGCUGGCGAGACUCCGGUUGCCACCUUUACAAGAGAGCUGCGCUGAGGCGCGGGGUACCAUGGAGAGCGAGUGCAGGACAAUGUGUUUUGUUCAAAAGGAGAGCCAGAUACCUGUUCCUCGGGUCCAUAUGAUCGAGUGCGAUCCAGACUCCAGCGUGGGAGCACAGUUCAUGCUUAUGGACUGUCUCAGGGGAAAUUCUGGAAUUGAUUUGAGUCUGAGCCUUCCUCCGGAGCAUAAGUUGGAUGUUUAUUCUAGCAUGGCGAAGAUACAGAUCGAGAUGUUCAACAUCCGGCUACGAAAAAUCGGAAAGAUCGUUGGAAUCAACGAUGAUGGAUCGUAUCGACUCGGGCCGCUGCCUACUCUUGGUGGACCAUUCGACACUGCCGCCGACUUUUUCAGAGCCUGGUCCACCAAGGUUGAAUUCGGUCUCCCCGAAGACCAGCUUCAAAACGCAGCUGGUUCGUAUGCUAGUGAGAUACUGUCCUCUAUGAAGACAGUUAAAACCCUAGUGCAUGAUAAUGCAGAGAGAUUGUCUGUUUAUAAUGAGGGGCCAUUUCCGUUAUGUCAUGGCGACUUUGGUCAUAACAAUAUGGUGUUUGACGAUGAAUACCACUUGCUUGGGGUUAUCGAUUGGGAGACCGCAUAUGCAGGACCGUGUGAAAUGUCAGGUGAAUUUCCCUUGACCAUAUCGAUCGUCCCGCCUGCUAUGGAUGUCCCAUGGAAGUAUGACGAGGCUGGGUACCCGAAAGAGGCAGAGAACAGGCAAAAGCUCACUGAUAGGGAUGAUUAUGUUGCCAUUGUUAAACAAAUAGAGGCGGAACGAGGGCUAACUGACGGAUACUCCCUAUCCUCCGCCCUGCAGGCUGCUAAACGGCAGUAUCUAGCCACCGCCAUGCGACUGUUCCAACGUGGAAAACCGGGGUGGUAUUCCAAGGUGAUGGAAAGCUUCAAUCAUGAUCAGAUCACCUGA